AUGGAGAUGGAGAGCACGGCGGCCUCCACACGUUUCCACCAGCCUCACAUGGAGAGGAAGAUGAGUGCGAUGACCUGUGAGAUCUUCAACGAGCUUAGGCUAGAGGGCAAGCUCUGCGACGUGGUCAUCAAGGUCAAUGGCUUUGAGUUCAAUGCCCACAAGAACAUCCUCUGUAGCUGCAGUUCCUACUUUAGAGCUUUGUUUACAAGUGGCUGGAACAACACUGAAAAGAAGGUAUACAACAUUCCUGGCAUUUCCCCUGACAUGAUGAAGCUGAUUAUUGAAUAUGCAUACACCCGGACCGUCCCGAUCACACCGGACAACGUGGAGAAGCUGCUGGCAGCCGCAGACCAAUUUAACAUCAUGGGUAUCGUCAGGGGUUGCUGUGAGUUCCUCAAGUCGGAGCUGUGUUUGGAUAACUGUAUUGGCAUCUGCAAAUUCACGGACUACUACUACUGUCCCGAGCUGAGGCAGAAGGCCUAUAUGUUCAUACUGCACAACUUUGAGGAGAUGGUGAAGGUCUCGGCUGAGUUUUUAGAGCUCUCAGUCACUGAGCUGAAAGAUAUCAUUGAGAAAGAUGAGCUCAACGUCAAACAAGAAGACGCUGUAUUUGAGGCCAUUUUAAAAUGGAUUUCUCAUGACUCCCAAAAUAGGAAGCAGCAUAUUUCAGUUUUGCUUCCCAAGGUUCGCUUAGCCCUAAUGCAUGCUGAGUACUUCAUGAACAAUGUGAAGAUGAAUGACUAUGUCAAAGAUAGUGAGGAAUGCAAGCCAGUAAUCAUCAAUGCCCUAAAGGCCAUGUAUGACCUAAACAUGAAUGGACCCUCUAAUUCUGACUUUACCAACCCACUCACCAGGCCCCGCCUGCCCUAUGCCAUUCUAUUUGCAAUUGGUGGCUGGAGUGGUGGGAGCCCCACUAAUGCCAUUGAGGCAUAUGAUGCUCGGGCAGACAGAUGGGUGAAUGUCACUUGUGAGGAAGAGAGUCCCCGUGCCUACCACGGGGCAGCCUAUUUGAAAGGCUACGUUUAUAUCAUUGGGGGGUUCGAUAGUGUAGACUAUUUCAAUAGCGUUAAGCGUUUUGACCCAGUCAAGAAAACGUGGCAUCAGGUGGCCCCGAUGCACUCCCGACGUUGCUAUGUCAGCGUGACAGUCCUCAGCAAUUUCAUUUAUGCCAUGGGAGGAUUUGACGGCUAUGUGCGUCUCAACACUGCUGAACGUUACGAGCCAGAGACCAACCAGUGGACGCUCAUUGCCCCUAUGCACGAGCAGAGGAGCGACGCAAGUGCCACAACACUCUACGGGAAGGUCUACAUAUGUGGUGGUUUUAACGGAAAUGAGUGUCUGUUUACAGCAGAAGUGUACAACACUGAGAGUAAUCAGUGGACAGUCAUAGCACCCAUGAGAAGCAGGAGGAGUGGAAUAGGUGUAAUUGCUUAUGGAGAACAUGUAUAUGCGGUAGGUGGCUUUGAUGGAGCAAAUCGACUUAGGAGUGCAGAAGCCUACAGCCCAGUGGCUAAUACUUGGCGUACAAUCCCCACUAUGUUUAAUCCUCGUAGCAAUUUUGGCAUCGAGGUGGUAGACGACCUCUUGUUUGUGGUGGGCGGCUUUAAUGGCUUCACUACCACCUUUAACGUGGAGUGCUAUGACGAAAAGACGGACGAGUGGUAUGACGCCCAUGACAUGAGCAUCUACCGCAGUGCUCUGAGCUGCUGUGUGGUGCCAGGGCUGGCCAACGUCGGGGAAUAUGCAGCUAGACGGGACAACUUCACAGGAUUAGCACUGCGAGAUGAAGUAAAGUACUCCGCUUCGACAAGUACCCUACCUGUAUGAGCCUCUUCAUUUAGCUAAUAAAGAGUCUAAGCAAUAAGAAUUACUUCUUUUUUUAAAUAAAUACAGUGUUUAAACUUGUAAGAGUACUGGAAAAUGUUCAACUUAAGGGAGCCAAGGGUUGAAGGAGGGAGUAAGAGGAAAGGUAGAAAGCAUUUAUAUCCAACAGUGCAUCAUGAAAAAGGAAAAAAAACAGUGCAAACCAGCUCUAAAGAAAUACGUUUAUUUGUAACUUACAUUGAGACAAUAGCGUCAACACAGAACGAGAUACCUUCAGGAACAUAAAACAAGCUAUUUUACAAUGUAAUGUCUCAAAGCAUCCUAAAUUCUACAUCUCCUCUGACUUUAAGGGAGAGAGCCAAGAUUAAAUUUUCAGUAGAGUAGGGGCUUGGAUACUGAUAGCCCAAAAAACUCACUGUGUGUCAACUUGACCUAAAUAUGUAUUUUACAAAUAACUCAAUGAGCCCUAGGCACAUGGAUCAUCAUCUUCAAACAUCUAGCAAGUUUAAUUUUUCACAAAUGCAUUAUGCAGGAGGAUUAAGUUAACAAGUGCUCUACUGUAUGUGCUUCAAUGUCAGACAUCCGUAGUGAUGCUCGGAGAGUAAGACAAAAGCCCUACCAAGGUAAUCAACAAAGCAGUUAUUUGGCUACCUAAUUAAGUUCCUUGAAGCAAGAUGACUACUAUAUUAUGUUAUUGUUACUGUAUUACUCAACUAGGAGCUGUUUUGUUUCCAAUGACAAGAACACGUUAUAAUGUAGGCAUUAUAACAACAAAAACGGACAUUCUCAAGAAAGUGACAAACUGGAGUGAUGGACCGUGCCAAAAUGUCUGACAAUUAAAGGAGAGACUGAACUGUUUGUUUCUCAAGUAUUCUACAGUUAAAUGGCAACCAGUAAGUACCCUAUUUUUCUAGUGGAGGCAGAGAACUUGCUUCACAAUUCUGUGGACUUUCAAAAGACAGGAAGUGUGGCCAAUAUACCCUUUUUAUUUAAGCUUAAUUUGAGGAAAGUACAAAAAAAGUCCCUUUAGUUAUGCUUGAUUAGGCCAAGUAACUAAAAUAUACAAUUUAGCUUACUUGUCUACCUACAGAAUAGUGUCUUAUUAGAACUAUAAAGCAGAGAAUGAAGUAAACAUACCACAUGCUACACUAGUCCAGAAACAAGAAAAAAGUGUGCCCUAGAAAAUGUCUUACCAGCAGCCUGAAGAGUUUAAAAAAAGCACACAAAUCUUUGACAAACACUAUCUUUCCAUCUUCAAACCUCUGUUCUGUAUUUUUUUAAAAAGUCAGUAUUUUAAAAGUUUUUGGUCCCAACAAUACUAUAUAAAACUAAGUGAUCAAAACAAAACUGAUGUCAAUGAAUUUUGAGGUUUUUUUUUUUUUUUUUUGCAAAAUAUUUCUGAAUCGGCACAACAAAAGCAAAGUUGGAUAUCAAGAUAUACAAGACUAAUCAUGCAAACAACUGCAAGUGAGAUGUAUUACUUAAACACUAAGCUCAUGACUGACAUUCUCAAUGUAUAUCACAGAUUUCUUUUUUUUUUUUGUAUACCAUGGUGUGGUAGGUAUAAUUAAAGGAUAUCCAUUCUAAGAUAUAAGUAGCACUCAAAAUUAUGUAUAGGUAUUAUUUUUUGGUAUAAUCAAUUCUUGUCUUUUCCUUUCACAAAACAUAAACAAAAGCAACAGUAACAACAACAGGUUUGCUUGAAAACAUGCUGUCUUUUUUAAAGCUAUAUUUUUAACUGCUUAAAUUACCAAACACACUCUAAGUUUUCAUCAAAAAGGAAAUUUCCUUCCCAAAAAGCCAUUAGGCUGGUUAUAGUCAGAACCUUUCCAAAUACUCUGAAAGUUAUUUCCAGUUUAGAUUUCAGAAUGUCAGCCUUGAACAGAUUUAAGCAAAUCUGGUUUCCUUCCUUAUUAACAAGUUAGUUAGGAUAUUUCAGAAACACAAGUUAUUGAUGUGAAGUCACACGUGAAUUCAAAUAUGAAAAUUAGAAAUUGAGUUGUCAGGAAAACCUGCACACAUCAUCAUGCAAGGAAGGACUUACCACUUCUUUUCAGCCAUGGCCUAGGCUGCCUGCUGAGUUAAAAAACAACAGUUUCAAUCAAGUUUUCAAAACCAGAUUAUACCUAAAUCUUAAGAGGAGUUAGAAUGUGUCACAUCACGUGAAAAAAGACCACCCCCCAAAUAACUUGGUAAUGAUGGUCUCAGAAGACAACUCCGAGAUAAGAUCCAAAAAUCUUACAUCACACCUUCUGGAGAGAAACUGCCAUUGUAGUGCACUACUGAAUUAUUUCACCAUCACCAAGAAAAGGAAGUCUGAUAGCUAGCGGCAUCUAUCAGAGAGGAGAAUAUUACUCAAUGAGCUUUUCUGUCUCACUUGCAUAGACCUCUCUCAACUCAGAAUUAGCACUUCUCAGAAAUGGCUUUUAUCAAAAUAACUACAAAUGGAAAUUGAUAAAAUGGAGGAGGUGGCAUAGGAUAAUAUAUCCUCCUACAGAAACAGGACUUGAAGUUUACUACCUCCACUCCAAUCUAAAAGAAAUGGUUUUAGGGAUCCCUGGGUGGCGCAGUGGUUUGGCGCCUGCCUUUGGCCCAGGGCGCGAUCCUGGAGAUCCGGGAACGAAUCCCACAUCGGGCUCCCGGUGCAUGGAGCCUGCUUCUCCCUCUGCCUGUGUCUCUGCGCCUCUCUCUCUCUCUCUCUCUCUGUGACUAUCAUAAAUAAAUAAAAAAUUAAAAAAAUAAAUAAAAGAAAUGGUUUUAAAGCAGAUUUCCAACACAUUUAUUGAAAAACUGUCCUAGGCAGGGAUGCUAAUUUAGAAAUUUCAGGGAAGUUCUUAGUAUACAGUCCAAGAGCUAAAUACUAAUAGUCUUGCAGCAAAUUGAGAGCCAAUAUUUCUGGCUGUACUUUUUUUUUCUUUUGAUGUUUGAUAUAAUAAGGAGGCUAAUAUAAUGGACUAGGGAAACAAUAAUCACUGCACUUCGAAUUCAACUUCCAGAACUGCAUUCUGGAAUGUCUAAGGAGAUUGGUAUUCCAAAACAAACAUAUAAUGGAUCCCUUUUGCAAACCAUUAGAACAGAAGUCCUUUAGGCUAAAGCUUGGGAGUGUGUUAGAGAAUCAGAAGAAUGCAUAAAAAUAAAAGAUAACUAAAGCAAUACAUUUUUAAGAGACAUAAUUGUGUACCUAGGGGGAUCCCUGGGUGGCGCAGCGGUUUGGCGCCUGCCUUUGGCCCAGGGCGUGAUCCUGGAGACUCGGGAUCAAAUCCCACGUCGGGCUCCCGGUGCAUGGAGCCUGCUUGUGUCUCUGCCUGUCUCUCUCUCUGUAUGUCUAUCAUAAAAAUUAAAAAAAAAAAAAAAAAAAGUUCUGAGAAAGAAUCAGAACUUUAAAAAAAAAAAAUGGUGUACCUAAAUUUGGUAUUCUAGGUUCAAAGUUCCAAUAAAAGUCUAGGGCAGGGGAUCCCUGAGUGGCGCAGCGGUUUGGCGCCUGCCUUUGGCCCAGGGCGCGAUCCUGGAGACCCGGGAUCGAAUCCCACGUCAGGCUCCCGGUGCAUGGAGCCUGCUUCUCCCUCUGCCUA
Messenger RNA from Nyctereutes procyonoides (raccoon dog), 5396 nucleotides. It is a transcript of the gene KLHL10, whose product is annotated as kelch like family member 10. Gene Ontology annotation, molecular function: protein binding. The record is from RefSeq and is a predicted model, not a curated record. NCBI's taxonomy places the organism in Eukaryota, Metazoa, Chordata, Mammalia, Carnivora, Canidae. The transcript has 5 exons. Bases 1 to 1827 code for a protein of 608 amino acids.